AUGUUCCAUCAUCCAUCGCCAUUUCUCCCAUAUCUCUUCCGUUUCCCUCCUUACUCUCUUCAAUCUCCAGUAGCCUCGGUUACCACCAACCUCCUGAUGUUGUCGUUACCUACCUUCACUGGCAUCUGCCGCUCGCUUCUACCUUAUAUCGAGAUGAGAAACCCGAACUCUAUCUCGCUGCCACCAUCAACGCCACCAUCGCACACCGGAAACCAUAUCCCUAAAGUGGCUCCACUAUCGCCACCAGACAUCUCACAGUAUAAACCGGAUCGAUAUCAUUUGCUUCCAGGUCUGUUCAAUGUCUGUCAUGGGCUUCAGUUUCAAUUUUCAAAUCUACAAGAAGGACAUUGA
Molecule: messenger RNA, 351 nt
Organism: Lactuca saligna
Lineage: Eukaryota; Viridiplantae; Streptophyta; Magnoliopsida; Asterales; Asteraceae
Source: the annotation of a GenBank genome assembly